AUGACCAUGAGAUUGCUCUCUGUAGUCAACAACAACAACAACAUGCUCCUCCAUCUGUUAAUGCUACUAGUAGUGCUAUUGUUACAAGUGGAUAAGACUGAAGGAGCAGUGCCUUGUGAAAGUGACCCUUACUGUGAAUUGGUACUAAGAACUGGAUCUUCCUGCUUGGAUGGAUUUUGCAGCAAUCCGUUUCAUUCUGGCGGUUGUUUGCAGCAUUUCCAGCAUCUUGCCAAAGAUCGUGCCAAUGAUCAAGCAUAUGUCAGAGUGUGUGGAAGUGAAGAUCCUCCUGAAGCUUUCCUAAAAGGCCACUGUGAAAAACCAACGUUUUCUUAUCCGGAGGUUCGAUUGUCCGUUGCCAACUGGGAAUCCUCGUUUAUGGCCGCUUGGAUCUUGCAGAUUCUUCUAAGUGAAGUCCUGCAAGUUCCUGUUUCCAUUGAAGUGGGUCAAGCAAAUCUCAAUGCGGACUUUUAUAACCAACAAAACAAAUGGGAUUGGCCAACUUCAAGCACUACCACUAGUACUAGUACUACUAGUAGUACCAAUUCAAGUGAUUCAGUGGGAGCCAACAACUUUCAAGCACUGAAAACUGCUCACCAAUUGGGAGGGGUUUGCACCAACAUGGAUACAACCAUUGAUACCAUUGAAAGUGCCAACAACAGAAACAGAGGAUGCGCCAAUGUGAUUCCAGAAGUAUGGAAAAACGACGAAGUCCCACUCUUAAGAAAACUUCAAGAUCAAGGAAUCAUUCUAAGACCAACCAGUUUGGGAGUCUCUGGUCAAGAAGAUAUCGUCAUUCCCGAUAGAACUGCACAGUAUGAUCCUUCACUCACAUCUUUUCAUGGACUACAAGGAAAACACAACCAAGGAAAACUGGCAAAUAUAUUCCAGUUUCCAACCACUUGGAGAGACUACUGUAUGCAAGUGUCACCCAACAAUUGUGACAACAACAACAGCACACACGACAACACAGUGGCAGCAAGACCUCCCUUGAAUCCACAAGAAGGAGACUUGUACUUUGCUCCUGGACUUUACACUGGAUACUUUCGACCACACCCAAAUUGUGACACUACUACUACCAGCAGUAGUACCUUCACCAAUGAUUCAUCUUGCACUGGAGUCUUUCUCGAUUAUCCAUGUGACUGGAGCUACAACACGGUCCAAAAACUGGUAUGGCUCGAUAUUCCACUACAACCCAUUCAGUACUCCUACAGUGAACUCCUUCAAAUCAACUUGGCCGCCAAUGCGACAAAGGCACACACCAUUGGGGUUUGGUUUAAACCAGAUCCACUCAAUGAACUAUGGGUAGGCACCGAUUCACAGCUCACACCCGUCAAUCUACCACCGGCCACAAGCACGUGUCUACAGCACAAAAUUAAUAAUGACAUUACCGCACGAUGCCUUGACAAGAUGGAUAAUAUCGCAGAACAGGCGGGAGAUCCAAGAGGCGCUUGCCAGGAUCCACCCAAUCCACUUCUCAAGGUCAUGGCUGUGUCAUUGCGGGAUGCCGGAGAAAAUCCAGACAUGGAUGAAGCGCUAUGGAGUCCGGCACAUUUGUUCAUUGAACGAUUCGAAAUCGACAAUAUACAAUACAGCCAAAUAUUCGAAAACUGGUUGCAGCGAGGAACCGAUAAAUGGAACUUUGACUUACGAGAUGCCACCUGCGAGUUUGUCGCCGAAAAUCUGGGCUGGAUUCAACAAUCCUACAUGCCAAAGACGUUUCCCCGAGUGAUUGAAAAUGUCAAUAUCCAAGGCACGGUCGAUCAGAUUGCGGCCAUGGUGAUGUCCAUUUUCGCACUCUUGCUCGUUACCAGUGCCGCCAUUGCGGCCAACCGUCGACGAACUACAAAGAUCAUGUACCAUACGCAGCUCGGGAUUCUCUAUGCGGUCCUGGGAGGACUCUUCUUGGUGGCGGUAGGAGCAUUCCUUCUCACAUUUCCACCCACCGAUGCACUCUGUCCCACCCCGUAUUGGUUUUCCAAUCUGGGCUACGCCAUGGAAUUGACACCUGUCAUUGUCAAGGUCGAUGCCAUUAGUCAUGCUGUGCGCAGAGGCAAUGCCAUGCAUCGAGUUAGGUUAUCCACGAGGACUAUUCGUUUGGCGGUCCUGGUCGGUAUGGGAUUCCUCGGCGCCGUCACAUUGUCAUGGACACUGGUUCAUCCUUCCAAACAAUCCACAGCUUUUGAACUCACGUCCAACCAGAAUGAACACGGUGCUACUAUUGUCUCGGCAGCCGCCUUUUGCGAGUCGGCAAAUCCAUUCUGGGCCAUGGCAACCUUUCUCUUCUUUUCCGUUUUUUGUUUGUACGGAUUGUUCUUGGCGUUCCUCGCCAGGACACGAGAAGAUCGGAAUGGAGCUCGGAACUACGCUACUCUCUUGGCAUCGCACGUGGUCAUUGUGGGGUUCCGUGCGGCCAUUUUUCUACUUUCCGAGUCCAUCAACGAGGCGUACGUCCGCCUCUAUACCAGUAUCAUGCUCAGUCUCGACUGCAUCGCGGCCGUAUCAAUCUUUACCGGACCCAAACUGUUUGAGAAGAGAGAAGAACAGGAAGAUUCGGAGGAGCCACUGCCGGAUCUGUUUCUCGAAACGACGGUUGUCAAGUGUGACAUUGUUGGAUUUUCAAAGUGGGCGUCCAUGCGAGAGCCCACGCAUGUAUUUCAGCUGCUGGAAGCUAUCUUUGCUGAGUUUGAUCAAAUUUGCGAGAGGCGUCGCAUUCUCAAAAUUGAGACUGUGGGCGAUUCCUAUACUGCUGUGGCGGGCAUUCCCAACUCUCAAAAAGACCAUGCCGUUCGUGCUUCCAGAUUCGCCCUUGAUUGCAUGGCUCGAAUGCAUCGUCUAGUGAGUGAAUUGGAGAUUACUUUCGGCCCCGAUACUUCCGAGUUGAACCUCCGGAUAGGGAUGAACAGUGGGGCUGUAACAGGAGGCUUCAUGAGAGGAAAGGGAGCCAGGUUUCAGCUAUUUGGCGAUGUUGUGAACAGGACAGGGAAGAUGGAAAGCAUGGGUGAAGCAGGGAAAAUCCACCUGUCAGAAGCAUGCGCUGAGGCACUUAGGAAGGAAGGCAAAGGAAGCUGGGUUGAAAAGCGCGAGGACUCGGUUUUUGCAAAAGGCGUUGGGGCUCUGUCCACUUAUUGGCUUGUCUACGGAAUGAACCGAGUUGAGACUGAGGAACAAAGUGAAACCUUCGAUGCGGAUCAUCAUAUCUGGGCCAAGAGGAAAUCUUCUGCAAGCGAGCAACGGAAGCGACUCGUUCGCUGGAAUGCUCAAGUUCUGCUAGCUGUGCUUCGGGAAAUUGUUGCUUGUCGGGUUGCCCCUGGUCCCAUUGGCAGGAUUUCAAACUCCUCCGUUAACAAUAGGCCUAGCACGGAUGCCAUGGAUUACAGCAUUUCAAGCAACCCCCAGAUGCCUCUCGAGGAGGUUAAGGAAAUCAUCAUGUUGCCCCAGUUUGACCGAAGGAUAGCUAUUCACCGAGGAGAUGCAGAGGCUGUGGAGAUUCCCCAAGUUGUCAAAGAACAACUGAUGGAGCUCGUGGCUGGCAUUGCAGACUUGUACCAAGAUAACCCCUUCCACAAUUUCCAGCAUGCAAGCCAUGUGGUCAUGGCCGCUACCAAAUAUUUGAGCCGGAUCAACGCCGCAGCCGAUCUAGAGACUUCCCCUACUACGCGACAAAGCUUCAAAGCGGAGAAACUACACGACCACACAUACGGCAUAACCUCCGAUCCUAUGACACAUUUUGCAAUCUUGUUCUCUGCACUCAUACAUGACGUAGAUCAUCCUGGCGUUCCCAAUGGAAGAAUGGCAGAGGAAAACAAAGUUUUAGGGAGCAAGUACAGGAACCGCAGCGUUGCCGAGCAGAACUCCUUUGACCUGGCAUGGAAGCUCUUUUCAAAGUCGCGAUUCAAUGAUCUUCGAAAGAUGAUCUGUUCUGACCACAAAGAGCUGGAACGAUUCCGCUCGUUGAUUAUCAACAGUGUCAUGGCGACUGAUCUCGGUGAUAAGGAACUCAAAGCCCUCCGCAACAAUCGGUGGCAAAAAGCAUUUUCUGCCAAAUCCGACGAAACCGAGUCUGACACUACCUCCUCCGAGACGUAUUCGGAGUCCAAUCAUGCUGCAAUCAACAGGAAAGCAACGAUAGUAAUCGAGCAUGUCAUUCAAGCCGCCGAUGUGUCCCACACGAUGCAGCAUUGGCACGUCUACCGACAAUGGAACUUCAACCUCUUUCGUGAGAUGCAUCGGGCCUACAAGGAUGGGAGAUCGGAUACCAAUCCUGUCGAUUUCUGGUAUGAAGGCGAGAUUGGGUUCUUUGACUUUUAUAUCAUCCCACUUUCGGAAAAGCUUCGAGACUGUGGAGUGUUUGGUGUAUCCAGCGAUGAAAAUCUGAGCUAUGCUACUGCAAACAGGGCUGAAUGGGUUGCCAAGGGAAAGGACGUUGUUGCAGAAAUGGUCAAACAGAUUGAGGAAGAGGAGGCAUUCGGUGACGAAUCUGCAGAAGAGCAGCAUCCUGACAUCGUUGAACCGUAG
Seminavis robusta is the source of this 4515-nucleotide messenger RNA. The record is from the annotation of a GenBank genome assembly. Lineage: Eukaryota; Bacillariophyta; Bacillariophyceae; Naviculales; Naviculaceae.